This is a messenger RNA of Coregonus sp. 'balchen', 2867 nucleotides long. The record is from the annotation of a GenBank genome assembly. NCBI's taxonomy places the organism in Eukaryota, Metazoa, Chordata, Actinopteri, Salmoniformes, Salmonidae.
AUGGCUUCCAACACCAUCGCUGCCCCCAGUGGAGCAGAGGGAGAACAGCAGCGGGAGCAGACCAUCACCUUACAGCCAACCAGCGCUGAGCACCAAGAGACAGCCCCUGACUCCAGCCAAUCGGAAUCCAAAGACCACUUGGCAGUAAUCAGCGAGAAGAUGGAGACCAGUAAAUAAAUAUUAGACAACCUCCCCUCCUCCACCAUACCCCCCCUCCCCCGCUCCUUCUCCUCCACCCAUCCACCCCAACUUCAAAUGAACACCCCUCUCAACACUUUGACCUCAUCUCUGUUGUUGUGAUCUACGACUCUACGAAUGUUUAUGUUCUAGAGAUGUCCCCUCACUUCCCCUUCUCAUUUCCCUGAGUGUCUGGCCCUGUCCGUCCGGGAAUCACUGAAGACAGAUGCAUGAUUUACAGAUAGCAGCCUCCUCUUCUCUUCAGCACCCUUUCUUUUUUCAAUGACUCAAUCCCUCCAUUUUUUUCAUGAGCAUGGCCUUAUUUUAUUUUAUUCUAUUGUCAUUCGUAUUCCAUUAACCCAGUUCAAUGUAACAUUGAUAGGUUUAGGCUACUACAUGAUACUUGAAUUUUCCCUAUACCCAUCAUGAGGUUUCUACAACCUAGCCUAUGAAUGAAAGUUUACAAUGUAGGUGCACACAGGUUGAGAGAAAAAUUUGAGGAGACAGACUGACACAUUCAAUACCGCCUUCGACACUCUUGCUUGGAUCUAGCUGAUAUAGGGUGUAAUCAUUAGUCCAACAGUUGCAAACGAGAGUUUCUAUUGGACAAAUUCAGGUAUGUUUAUCCCCAUUUUGUUCCGUUUGCUUCCGUUUAAGAAUUGUUUUUCAACAGAAUUUGCGGAAUGAAUACACCCCUGAUCACUUUCAUAGCAACCACAUUGUAUUCCUUCUCUUCUCCUUCUUUUGUAUUGAAGUCAAUGUACCCAGACGAGGACGGAAUCUAGCUGUCCUCUGGUUACACCAUGGUGCUACCCUACAGAGUUCUGUUGAGGCUACUGUAGGCCUUCAUUGCAAAAUAGUGUGUUUUAAUGAAUAAUUUGGUGACGUGAUUAUAUUUAGUAUAGUUUUAUCUAAAAAUUAUAACUUUUUUAAUGUUCUCCCCUUUCUCCUCUGAGGAGCCUCCACUGCUAUACAUACUUUACAUUGUUUGCGAGAUCAGACACAAUAUCACUAUAAUCCGCAUGUUCAUUUUUGGAAAUUGCUUUCAUUUCAGCGCAUCUAAUUUGUUAACAUUUCAACUGCAGCAAAUUAUUACUUUUUUCAAUUCCACAAAAAAUUAACAGCCAUCUUUAUUCUCUUUCUUGUGAUGUGUCGAGAUGUGUUAAAUCUCAGACAAAGCUUUAUGUUUUCCAUUGAGCCCAUUACCGGGGUGUUUGACAGGUCAUUACAAAAAUGUCUGCCUUCGUAACGUUAACAGGAAAAAAUGACAGGUACAAGCAACAGUAUGAAAGAGUCACAGGAGUAAAAUGAAAGCAAUCAAUCCAGCAAGAUUUAAGUGACAAGUGGAUUUUGCACCACUCAAAACACACAAAAUAGAUGGCUGAAAAAGACAGAUCCUCAGGUGGGCGGGGCAUGCGCGUUGCUAAUGGCAGCUUCUUGUCAUUGCUGCUAGUUAUCUGACUGUUCAGAAUCAUAAUAACGCACACCUUCCAGACACAUUUAUACGCACGCAUAGUUUUCGUGCAGUUGGCAGCCAACCCGUCUACAGAUGUUGAAUCAUGUCUGGAUUCCCGAUUUUGGUGAUGAAACGAUGAGGACAUUCUCCCAUUCCUUCUUCCUCCCUCCUUCCCUCUCCUUGCCACCCUCUACCCACCCUACUACAGGUAAUGGAAUGUGUGCUGCCGACUCCUCGCCCACAUCUUCCAUUUCGUCCCCCAAGCGACUGCAACACGCCAAACCAACCAACGGCCGGGCGCGGAAAGGAAGCCGCUCGGGGUCCCUGCUGGGUCAUGGGGCAGGGUCUCCCAGGCCUUCCAUCAGCCGUCAGCCCAGCACCGUGCCAGAGGAGGACGACGGCAAGCCCCCUAGAGACUACCUGAUCCUGGCCAUCCUGUCCUGCUUCUGCCCCUUGUGGCCCAUCAACAUUGUGGGUCUCGUCUUCUCUGUUAUGGUGAGUGGAAAUGUGAAGUAUUUGACAUGUGGUUGGUAAGUGUUGUCUGUGAUGAAAUGCGUGUGUGUGUGUGUGUUCAUGCGUGCGUGUGAUAUCUUAGAAACACCACAAAGAUGAACAGCAGAAAGCAGUGGGAGGCCGCGGUGUGUUAGUGAUCACCUGCUGGGAAAUGAACAGAAAAUGAUGGCCAAUGUUCUGAUCAGAAGAGAUAGGAGUGCCACCCACUACUUUUAACCUUUUGUCUUCACAGUGUGUUUUGCCUGUGUGUCUGUCUCUCCGUCUGUCUGUCUGUCUGUCUGUGUCUACCUGCAUGCAUGGGUCUAUUUGUGUGUGUAUGUUGAAGCAGGGGUAUGUGAAUUAUUUACUGUGUGUAUUUAUUUACAUGUCAUGUCUGUCUUCCUCAUGCAGUGGCCCUUUAUAUUCACCAACUAGGGUCCCAAAAUUCCCAGGUUUUCCAGAAAUCCCAGAUUGUGGAUUCCUGGGUUUCCUGCUUAUUCCCUCCUGAUUCCAGGAGUCUUUCAACCAGGAUUUCUGGACAACCUGGUAAUUUUGGGAAACUUACCAGCAUUUUGUAACCUAAUCAAUAAAAUGUCUCCCCAUUCUCCAGUCGAGGAAAAGCCUACAGCUAGGGAACGUUGACGGGGCGCGGCGUCUGGGCCGGAACGCAAUGGUGCUGUCUAUCGUCUCGCUAGUUGGCGGGGUCAUCAUCAUCAUCGCGGCCAUCGUCUUAAACUGGGGA